Messenger RNA from Anopheles maculipalpis, 1609 nucleotides. Its product is annotated as T-cell activation inhibitor, mitochondrial. The record is from RefSeq and is a predicted model, not a curated record. The transcript has 4 exons. Gene Ontology annotation, cellular component: mitochondrion. The coding region runs from base 68 to 1609 and encodes 513 amino acids. Lineage: Eukaryota; Metazoa; Arthropoda; Insecta; Diptera; Culicidae.
UGGCGGAUUACGAGUUUCUCCGUCGUAACACGAUACAAAGCACUGGGUGGUAGAAAAACGGCCCGGAAUGUACAUUUUCAUCACAAAAUGUACGUACCGAUCUUCGGUCCCAGGCACACUGCUUUUCCGCCGGAUGAUCAGUUCAUCCGAAGUGGCGACCGCUCUACGGCCUUUCUAUUUUGCCGUACACCCGGAUCUAUUCGGACGCUAUCCACAGCAAAGGCAGGUGAAUGAAGACUCACUAAAGCUACUCAGUGCCCAUCUGGAAUCGUUGCUCAGUCAGAAACGGAUACUUCCCUCGACUCCCCGGACGCUUCCAUUCUAUAUACGCGCAUCGAAUGCGCCGCAAGAUCGGGGUACAUUUAAUCUCGUGAAGGUGCCACUGGAGCGUACAGUCGACACAAAGCUGGUGUUACGAAAAAUACUCGAAUCCUGCAAUCUAUCGACGGAGUUUGUCGAUAAGAUGCCUGCUGCUAAACAUAGCUCACUGUCUUCCGCGGCUUCCAGCACACACGAGGACGGUUUUCAACAGCAGUAUCAGCAAUCCUUUUACUACCGGAAACGUUCGGAGUACAAUUUCGGCAAAGACGAGGAAGCUGACAAUCAGGAUGACUCGCCGUUCGAGAAGGAGUUUGAUCUGUUCCAAUUUAGGAUCAAGAAAGUGCGCGAAAACGAAACACUCAAGAAAUGGCUUCGGAAGCAAGUAGUAACGGCAACGGUACGCACGAAAGCCGUCCAGGAACUGCAGGAAGAGGUUGAGAAGCUGCGGGAGGAUGUAACGAAACGGUUGGGAUUGCGUGAAAUAAUUUACGACUGCGGCUGGAACGUGGAACACUUUCGCGGUUGCUUAAAGAGCCUGGAAAAGCUUGCGGAACUGCAUCCGGGAGCGUUAGAUGGGUUGAAGGAUCGAACGGUUGUGUUUGCCGCGUUCACGGGCGUCAGCCUUGAAGGGCAUGUGAUGCUAUUUACCGGCGAUGUACAGCGAAAUUGGUUGGAACUAAUCAAGACAAUCGAUAAACACGAUAGUUACCUGAGGAAAUUACCUGCAUACGAGUAUGCGCUCUCGCAAGUGCUUCGCAAUAUUCGCAUUGGACGGCGAAAGUUUAUGCCAAAAGCGCAAGCCAUGGCGUACGCAUCGCAUCUACGCAAAAUAACGACCGCACUGUUGGAUUAUCUUGGCAAAUCAAAGUUUCCAACAUCAUGGCCCAUGGAUCUGUCCCAGUUCGAGCUGGUGGUCGAAUCGGAAGCUGGCCCACUAAUGGUAAGCCCUACCGGGCAGCUAAUCGUACCGGCAACGUGUCCCGGUUCGUUGCUGGUAGACUUCCUGACCAACCACCUGGCGGAAGCGCUCGAAAAGCAAAGUUCGUACGAUCGUCAGAAACACAUCGAGCGCGACCUGCACGCACGCUGUGUGGCACAAUUUCGGUUGCUAUCCCUUACGAAGGAUGAUUCUGUUACGCCAGAUCGAAUGAUCGAGUGCCUGGAGAAACUGUUAGCAAAAGGAUUGAAAGAUGGUCUAGAGCUGGCCGAUUUGAAUCUUACCAUUACGACGUACUACUCCGUACUGACCGAUGGCACGGUAUGCAUACCAUGGGACUGGAAGCAAUAG